AUGUCAGACGUUUACACCAAGCUGCCCUCACCAGACAUUAAUGUAGGUACUGCCCUCCACGAAGCGGCGGUGUUUGGGAAGAUCGAUGUCGUCAGGGUACUCCUAGAGGCCAGGCCGUCGAUCGACGUCGAGAUCGAGGAUGGGCACAGUGAAACGGCACUACAGAAGAUCGAAUCACAUUCGUCCAAAGUCUCUCAAGAAAUAUCAAAGAUGAUUAUGGCUCACAUACGAGGGGAGCCCUUACCAAAGCCAAUAGAAUCAUCUCCAUCAACACCGAUGACCGACAGCUCGGACUCUGAUCCAAACAGCCCCCUUGCCUACAGCUACGUAACAAACUCUGCAUCAAAUCCAUCCAUCCGUCCCAACCCUGGCCUCGUUGCGCAUGGCUUUGAGGUCAUCGACCACGCUAACAUUUAUGACAACGUCCCCGAGGAUCGGUCGGCGCUGUAUGCCCGUCACUACCAGACACAUGCAGAGCUUCGGAGCUCGUCACCGGAGGGCGUCCUGAGGCGAGGCGCGUCCAAACUGCAGCGGUCAUCUCCACGCCGGUCAUCACCACCAGACCAGGAUCUGUACAUAAAUGUGACUCAGAUCAAUCAGCAGCUAUCAAAGCUGAUGCCGCCAAAGAAACCUCAAAGGAAUUCUAUCGGGAUCUUGUUGGAUCAGAACUCAAAUGGUAACAGCCCCCAGAUGGAGAGAAAACAGGAUCAGGAGAGAUCGGCUAGUCCCAUGCAUUUAGAUGUGAGGGGGCCUCAUUCAAGACAAUCUAACACAUUAUCAAGCCAAGAUUCUGACUGCCCUCCGCCGCUUCCCGACAGGAACUACUACGACCUUGAUCAAGCGGGGGAGUACACGCAGCUCAGACGGGAUGCCGUGCCACCGAAGCAACAACAGACACAACACCAUCCACACCCGCCACAGCAGCCACCACCGAAGCAGCAACUCAUGAAAGAUCAAGAUUACAGUACUGUCACUCCUCUCCAAGAUUAUGACAUCAUGAACGAAGGAGUAAGUAACACGUCAACAGAGGAAACCAGCGAUGACACCCAUGGGAGUCUCUAUGAGACGCUCUCCAACGCUCAGAGCGGGGUAGUCACACCUGAGGUACCCUACCCCCCGUACGAGAUGGGCUCGAAACCACCCCACCCCCAGGUCCAACUUCACAUACAUGAGCCAGAUGAUCAUAAUGAUCUGGAUAGCACCGGUGAUGGUGGCGGUCAGCUUGAUGACGAAGAAGAAGAUCUUGAUGCGUAUGAGUUCUUGUCCAAUGCAGUGACCGGUCAUGGUCAGCCGAAACCUAAACCAAGGAUAACCCCAACCAGUUCUUCCUCGUCUUCUGUGCCUUCUACCGAUAGUGCCUCCGUCUCACAUAGCAAGCCUAAGCCGCUCCCUCGACGGAACAAACCGGUCCCUGCCAGACGUUCCCCCGGGUCGAUGAGCUCACAGCCCAGCACACCCUCAGAGGAACUGACCUCGUCGUCUGACCAAUGGGGAGGUGCCUCGUCUGACCGUCCAACCACCCCUGACCAACCCCCACCGUCACCAAACACCGCUAUGAUGGGCAUUCGAGCUAAACUUGGAGCAUCUGAGCCCAGCUCCAAUGCUCCGGUGGAAGGGAGUACGGACUGUUAAAGUAAGAUCUGAUCUUUUAUUUUGCUUCAUCUCACGGCGCUUGCUUUCUGACACCUCACCUAACCUCUCACUCUGCAUCUUCCAUACCAAACCUCACAGGAUCUCGGAUGAUACUGUCCUUCCACUUCUUGCUGAUAUCAUUUCUUUAUUCUAUUCGCAUUUAACUACAUACAUGAUGAUAUGACAUUGGUUUAAAAAGAUACCAUCCACUUUUAAUGAAAAUUAUGUUAUCGGUAACAGAUUAUAAUUCAGAUAGGGACAACAUAAUCUGUAUGUACCUACCCUUAAUACAGGGUCUCAGUUGAUACUGUUCUUCCUCCUCUUGUUGAUAUCAUUUUGCUAUUCUUUUUGGCUUUUAACUACAAACAUGCAGUAUGAUGUGCUCGUUUUUAAUUAAAAGACAUCAUGAAAACUGUGUACUAGUAAUUCAUAAUAGAUCAUCAUUCAGAUGUAGCAUACAUGUACGUACCAAACUUACAGGUUCUCCAGACGAUACUCCUCUUACACAUCUUUUUUAUAUCAAUUCUUUGAGUUUGGUUCUAACACAUUUUCUUGUUACAGCAAUUUAGUUAUGUCACGACUAGUGAUUUAGUCAGGUAGGGAUUAUACUUCCUUGCCAAACAUCACAUUAUUUUAUAUGAUGAAUAAAGAGCUUGAUUAAAAAAAAGAUACAACAUCCACAUGUAAUUAUUGAAACAUCAAGUCCACCCCAACAAAAAGUGGAUUUGAAUUAACAGAGAAAAGUCAAACUAGCAUAAUGCUGAACAUUUCAUUUGAAAGUUUAGCUUGUUUGAAAAAAUGUUAUAUAUGACGAGCCAUCCCAAAAUCAAUAACAAUAAUUCACCCAAAAUGAAUUUUGAGAUUUUUACUUAGCUUGAAAGACCACACACAUCCUAAGCGUUUGUAAUGAUAUAUAGCUUUAAUAUAAAAAUUGAUGAACACAAGUACUUGAUUGAAUGCAGAAGAAAUUCAACUUGAGCUUCAAAAUCUUUAAGCAUAAUAGAGAAAUUACAUUGAGAGAUUUUUUGCAACUCAGAGAGCUUGUUUCUAUUAACAAUUAAUCAUUUGGAUGUAUUGUAUGAUAAUUGCAAACAUAUUUCUCUGCAUUGUAAUAAAAGUCUGAAUUUGAAUCAUAUCAUUAUUGAUAGAAAAAUGAUUGCAAUGCAUGAAAGGGGAAGAUCACCCUGAAGGAAAGUUUAUUAUAAAAAUAAAAGAAAAGAGAAAAUAAUAAAAAAUAUUGGUGAAGGUUCGCUGAAAAUCUAUUAAAGAUUACGAAAGUUAUUAGAAACCAAAUAAUUGAAAUUCUAAUAACUUUUUAAUUUUUUAAAAAUAUUUUUCUCAAACCUUUGACAAUAUUUUUGUUUCUGCUAUUUUUACAAUAAACUUUUUGUCAGGGUGAACUUUCCCUUUUAAUGAUGUUAUGCAAAUAACGGAUUAUGUAUGAUGUUAAUUGCAUAUUUUGUAGCCAUCUGCAUGUAGCUAUCAUAUGACAUGUUCAUUGUAUGAACACUUUGAAAGUAAUACAUUACAUUAGACAAAACACACAGAAUAGAGAUUAUUUUGCACAUGGAAUGUUCAAUGUAAAAGGACUUCAAUCCUGAAAAAGAUUAAUUUUAUCUGCUGCCAUCUGGUGACAUUAUUCAGUACAGUCAUCACAGCAUCUUCUUUCAAAAUUUAUAGACCUAAAUGUGUAUACACCUGAAUUUACUAAAAUAAGUGUAAAGACAAAGUUGCUAAUGGUGAUUUGAAAAAAAAUGUUUUCUUGUAAUCAAGGAAUUUUCUGAUAAACUUACCUGCGUGAGGUUAACUGGCAUAGCACCUAGAAAUGUGAUAGGUUAAAAAUGUAGUUCUGAAGAAUAAUUUGUGAGGACUCUAUAGGUGGGAGAGAGGGGUAAAAUAAGAUAUUUAAAGUGGAUUUGACGAGGUCAGAAAAUAACAAGAUGAUGUGGGCGAAAUACUGAGGGGACUUGUGCAAUUUUUUUUUUUUUUUAAACAAUUUUUUUUGUAAAGCUCAUUAGAUAAAUUGCAGAAUGCCCAUGUACUUUAUACAAUUACUGUACAAUCAGUAUAAUCUAUCCAUCUUCUCUUUCAAAUAGUCUCAUAAAAGAAAGGGAGCAUAGAUUUUUAUUGCCUAUAAAAUGAGCAAUCAAUUUUCAUGUGCAUUAUCAUAACAUUAUAUAGCUUGAUUUGAUUAUAGCAAUGUAUGUACCAUAUCUUUGUACUGUUUAACUUAUCUCAGUUUUAUAUAUUUAGGAUGCUUUUAGUAUGAUGGGGAAACUCAUUUUCUCCCAUGACUACCAUUGCUACCUUGCUGUGAAUACCUUAGAUUCAAACCAGAGGCUUUAAAAUUAGUCUGAAAAAAUAAUAUUUGUAUAAGGUUUUUUUAUUUCAAUUUAAGGUGAAGGAGAAAGGGAAUAAAUAUUCAUUUUUUUUUCAAUUUAAAGGGGAGAAGAAAGGAAACAAGUCGUAUAUUAGAUUUUAAGUAAGUUAAUGAAUUUACAAUUUUGAAUGUGAGCAACAAUGUUUACACACAGUAGGUUGGGGCAUUUCUUAUACAUGUAUAUCCAUCAAAAAUGUCAUAGCCCUUUGAAGUUCAUUUAUGAUUUGGUAAAUGUUGCUGCAUCCAAGGUCUGCUUCAUGCUUCAGGAAUAUGAUGUAAUCGUUGUCAGGAAUUUGUUUUUCAGAUAAAGCCUAUAAAAUAUUUUUUGGAAAAUAACUCAUUAAUUUCGAGAAAGAAUAAAAAAAAGUUUCAACAACAGUGUUGCCCAGUUGCCAUACAUGAACAAUACAGAAAUUACAAUUUGAUAAUUGGUAUUAGUUGGAAGAAAAAAUGUGCCAUUGCUGGGUAGUAUGUUUGUGAUCAAAUUUUUUAAAUACUUUUUUUUAAUAAUUAGAGGGCAAGUCUUUCCUGAUAUGAACUCGACCUUUGAUAAUAAUAAUAAUAGAAACAGAAAAAUAAGAGAAACAUCAUGAUCUAAGUUUUUUUAUACAAAAAUCCAUUAAAUAUUAGAGUUUCUGAUGUGAAAAAUGAACCCUUUGAUGUCAUAUAUUAAAGGUGAAUACUAUAAAUUUCAAUUUUUAAAUCUAUAAUUUAAAUUGCUGUUAUGUGAGCAUUCUCAUCAAACAUAUUUCAUUUGCUUGAGUGAAAAGAAAAAUACAUUUUGCAAAUCAUAAUAAAUCCUAAAUAUGAACCAUAAAAAAAGGGAAAACAGAAAUUUAUUGAAUGCAUAUUACAUUGAUAUGGCAAAGCUGUUCGCAUGUGAAGUCACC
Lytechinus pictus (painted urchin) is the source of this 4902-nucleotide messenger RNA. RefSeq lists its product as uncharacterized. The transcript is spliced from 8 exons. Gene Ontology annotation, cellular component: cytosol. Bases 1 to 1632 code for a protein of 543 amino acids. NCBI's taxonomy places the organism in Eukaryota, Metazoa, Echinodermata, Echinoidea, Temnopleuroida, Toxopneustidae. Gene Ontology annotation, molecular function: protein binding. The record is from RefSeq and is a predicted model, not a curated record.